AUGUCCGGUGAUGCGGAGGCGGAGCAGGCGGCCAAGAAGCACCGAUGGGAAGGUUUAGCGGGCGGCAACGGCGGCGGCGGCGACGCCUUGCCAACCCGCACCCGAUGGAGCGCCAUGACGCCGCGUCAGUACGGGGCCGAGACCCCUCGCGUCUUGACCGGGCUCGCCGCGGAGCAGUCGACCUGGCGGGGUAUGGCGACCCCCACCGCGACCCCCCUUAACGCCCGGGGGAUACCGUCCCCACCCCUCGUUUUGGGGGCGGCAGCACCCCUAUGA
This is a messenger RNA of Phytomonas sp. EM1, 276 nucleotides long. NCBI's taxonomy places the organism in Eukaryota, Euglenozoa, Kinetoplastea, Trypanosomatida, Trypanosomatidae. The record is from the annotation of a GenBank genome assembly.